CCGAGUCACGUGGAAGCUUUCACCCAAUCCUUGUCUCCAGCCAACCCGUCGCCUCAUUUACUGCCUACUCCCCAUUUUCGCCGUUCCUAGAACUUCCAGAUCCUGUCUCAACUUCCGCCCAUCCCCCAUCAUAUCCAGCGCGUCCUUGUCAUUUCUUCCGAGUGUUCACCAACCCGAAUCGAUCACUCUCAGCGUCAAUCGAGCAUCGAGAGAUGAGUAGUCGCGGCGGUAAACUAGCCCCAGAAGUCAACCGGUGAGUCCGAAUUCUUCUUCAAUGCCUAGCCUGCCUCUGUAUAUCUCUGCAUCCUGCCCCUGCCUUGCACACACGACCACCCGGGACCCGGCCAACGUCACCCCACGGCCCACGCCGUACACGCCCGGUCCUGCCCCUUUCGACACUCCUCGGGGUCCUUAUUGAUACCACUUCCGUUGCACUACUUGAUGAUGGAACAUGGCUGACUGGUUGUCGCACAGAGCUCUGUUCGUGAAGAACUUGAGUUACAACGUAACUCCAGAGGAGUUGUUCGACCUGUUCGGCAAAUUCGGCCCGAUACGACAGGUCCGUCAGGGCAUUGCUAGCGGUACCAAGGGUACCGCAUUCGUUGUCUAUGAAGACGUAAUGGAUGCAAAGCAAGCUUGCGACAAGCUCAACGGUUUCAACUUCCAGAACCGUUACCUCAUUGUUCUCUACCACCAGCCAGAGAAGAUGCUCAAGUCAAAAGAGGACCUCGAGGCCCGCCGGGCCAGUUUAGCGCAGCUCAAGAAACAGCACGGUAUCGAUUGACAAUCCGACGGGUCUGCGGCACGCCUCCAGACAUCUUCCUCGUCUGCAGGCCCGUCUAUGUCUUCGCUUAAAUCGAGCGCUUCUCCGGAUCAGAAGACGAUCCUAAGAAAGGGCAAGCCGACCAUCACCGGGCACGCACGCAGAGUCGGUGUACGAUUCGCUGACGGAGUGCGGUCUAACUCGCUCCAGGCCCAGACUUGCGC
Colletotrichum navitas is the source of this 987-nucleotide messenger RNA. Its product is annotated as RNA recognition domain-containing protein. The record is from RefSeq and is a predicted model, not a curated record. The coding region runs from base 452 to 784 and encodes 110 amino acids. Lineage: Eukaryota; Fungi; Ascomycota; Sordariomycetes; Glomerellales; Glomerellaceae. The transcript has 4 exons. Gene Ontology annotation, cellular component: cytoplasm; nucleus. Gene Ontology annotation, molecular function: mRNA binding.